Molecule: messenger RNA, 1044 nt
Organism: Rhodotorula toruloides NP11
Lineage: Eukaryota; Fungi; Basidiomycota; Microbotryomycetes; Sporidiobolales; Sporidiobolaceae
Product: oxoglutarate/iron-dependent oxygenase
Exons: 4
Coding region: 1-1044 (347 amino acids)
Molecular function (GO): dioxygenase activity
Source: RefSeq, a predicted model, not a curated record
AUGCCAACCGCUCUGACUCUCCCCAACAUCGACAUCUCCCCCUUCCUCGGCGAGCGCACUCCCUCUUCUCUCCUUGCUCGCCAAGCGACGGCUGCCCAGGUCCACGACGCCUGCACUCGCUAUGGCUUCUUCUACUUGAGCGGGAUCGAGUCGGUCGUCUCGCAGGAAGAGAUGGACGAGGGGCUGAGCGUGGCGAGGGAGUUCUUCGGGCGGCCAGAGGAGGAGAAGGCGAAGUUGCGGAUCAAGAAGGGCGACGGCGCGAGAGGCUGGCAGAUGAUUGGCGAGAACGUGACGCAGUACAAGGCAGACUGGCACGAAGGCUGGGACGCGUACAAGCCCCUCUCACCCUCAGAAGAAGACGCCACGAAGCUCCUCCACGGCCCGAACCAAUGGCCCACCCACCCCUCCUCCUUCCGCCCCGUCCUCGAGCGCUGGGUCGAAAAGAUGCACGUUCUCGGCUACGCUCUCACAGAAGCGACCGCUCUCGCGCUAGGUAUCGACGUCGAAGGCGACUCGGACGAGUGGCGGAAGAUGCGGGCGUGGGUCGAGGACCCGUUCUGGGUCUUGCGUACGAUCGGCUAUCCCCCGCUUCCUGCAGAUGCAGAGGGAAUCUCCUGCGGCGCGCACAAAGACUACGGCUACUACACCCUCUUGCACGCCGACUCGACCCUCGGAGCUCUCCAAGUCUUCCUCCGCGACUCCUCCUCCUCCUACGAAACCGGCGGGACAUGGAUCAACGCGGAUCCAGUGCCGGGCACGUUCGUCGUCAACAUCGGCGAGAUGGUGGAGGUCCUUUCGGCGGGACUGUACAAGGCGACGCUCCAUCGGGUCGUACACAAAGCCCCGUCGUACCGCGUCUCGAUCCCGUUUUUCUUCGAGCCGUCGUACGAUGCGCUCAUCGAGCCACUCCCCUCUGCCCUCCGUCUCCGCUCCCAACUCUCCUCCUCCUCCUCGACAACCGAAGCGCCCAUCAAGCCCGUCCACUACGGCACCUUCCUCGCCUCGAAAGUGGCGGGCAACUUUGCGCUCGAGAAGGAAUACUGA